AUGCUGAUUGACAUGGGCUCAUAUGAUGCCUUUUUCUGCGAUCUAGCAUACUAUGGGGUCGCUGUCAGCUUUUUUCUUAUUAAACGGCCAAGCGAAUUUCGAGCUUUGUCCCUUCUCGAUGAGAUUUUCGCGGCCGCAGUUCGCGUAUCGCAGCCCGGUGAGACUAAAAUUAACUUUGCCGUCGCCUUUGUGCCCGCGGAGUCUUGA
Penicillium macrosclerotiorum is the source of this 207-nucleotide messenger RNA. RefSeq lists its product as uncharacterized. The record is from RefSeq and is a predicted model, not a curated record. The coding region runs from base 1 to 207 and encodes 68 amino acids. The transcript has 2 exons. NCBI's taxonomy places the organism in Eukaryota, Fungi, Ascomycota, Eurotiomycetes, Eurotiales, Aspergillaceae.